AUGCAUGGAACCCGUCUCGUCUUCAGCAUAGCAGCAUUGCCGUUGGCCAUCCUGGUAUAUGCUACGGCCUCAACUCCAGCACCUGUGGAUUUGAACUCCCUUCGUUUGACCUCUAACACAGAUUAUGUCAACUCAAUCGAUGUGAACGCAAACCAAUCAGUAAUAGUGUCCGCCGAUGAACACUAUACCAAUACAGCAGCACAACUCGUUCAGAACAUUGUUCCUGGAGCAAGCUUCCGUCUCGUCGAUGACCACUAUGUUGGCGACAAUGGAGUUGCGCAUGUAUACUUUCGCCAAACGGCUCAUGAUAUUGACAUUGACAAUGCGGACUUUAAUGUUAAUGUAUGCUCCCCGCUCACUCUGGUAGAGAAAAGCUCACCGUUACAGAUUGGAAGGGACGGACAGCUUCUAUCUUUCGGACAUUCAUUCUUCACAGGAGCGUCGCCGAGCAGCUACCUGGACAAACCCAACCUGUCAAGUCCCGUAGUUGCUCUUAGAGGAGCAAGAGAUGCUUUACAGCUUCCACUCAUUAUUGACAACGUUUCUACAGAAGCUGCUGAUGGGCGAAACGAGUACAUCUUCAGAAAGGCAGCGGGAGCAGUAUCUGACCCUACAGCCAAACUAGUCUACAUCGUCAAGCCAGAUGGGACUCUGGCACUCACAUGGCGGGUGGAAAUAGACAUGUACGAGCACUGGCUACUGACCUACAUUGAUGCAGAAACCACCACUGUCCAUGGCGUAGUGGACUACGUAGCAGACGCGACAUAUCAAGUCUAG
Molecule: messenger RNA, 777 nt
Organism: Aspergillus luchuensis
Lineage: Eukaryota; Fungi; Ascomycota; Eurotiomycetes; Eurotiales; Aspergillaceae
Product: fungalysin/Thermolysin extracellular metalloproteinase 5
Exons: 1
Coding region: 1-777 (258 amino acids)
Molecular function (GO): metalloendopeptidase activity; zinc ion binding
Source: RefSeq, a predicted model, not a curated record